This is a messenger RNA of Dovyalis caffra, 876 nucleotides long. Lineage: Eukaryota; Viridiplantae; Streptophyta; Magnoliopsida; Malpighiales; Salicaceae. The record is from the annotation of a GenBank genome assembly.
AUGCACAACCUUCACCAAAGAAAUCCAGGCAUGUAUAAUGAUGCAGCGGCAAAGAUAUAUAGAACACCUGAGAUUUGGAGUGUAACAUUAAGCAAUGGCUUGGAGCCUGAAGACCCCCUCAACCAAAAAAGUCCAUCAAUCACUGUACUUCCACCAAAGGUUACUAGCCAUCAUGUUACUCCACAGAGAAAGCCAGAGCCAGAAAAGAAUCCAGCUUUGCCUCCAAAGGUUUCUGGGCAAGCAAAAAUAGUUCCGAAGGUAGAAGUGGGAGGUUGGAAGUCUGUAAAGAUGGAACAACGAACAUUUACGCAAGCGGCAUCCCUCAGGGAGCAGAAACGCACCAGAGUUUCUUCAGAACAACAGGAAAAACAAAGUAGAGUUAUUAUCGAUUCAGAUGAGGAUAUUGAUGGAGGUUUUUGUUGCUUGAUUGAUGUGAAGGAAACAGGCAUCAGAAACCCCAUAAUUGAUGAAUCAAAGGAAGAGACUGCAAGAAUUUUGAGAAAAGCUAGGAGGCAAAAGAGAAAAUACUAUUCACGAUGGUUGGACUUUUCUUCAGAUGAUGAUGGGCGAGAAAUUGUUGCUGGAAGUAGUGAUGACUCUAUAUAUGUAUAUGACCUUGAACAAAAUAAGCUCUGCCCAGAAUUUUGGCACACACGGGAUAGAGCAGGUCUGCUGUGCCAAACUACCAAAUCACAGGACUUAUAUAGGACGGCGGAAAAGAGUAGAAUCUGCCAAGAGAGAGAAGGACACAAAAAGUGUAUUCCAGAGAGAGAUAGAAAGGGGAAGAUUGUGACUUUGAUGAUUGUUGAGCGUGGAGGAAGUAGCAGUGCAGAAGAGAAAAAUGGGGAGGGAGACAAUAGCAAAAGCAUUUCUUGA